AUGUCGACUCGAGGAAAAGAGGCUGUUGAAUCUUCAAGAAAAGGAAAAGAACCGGUUCUUCCAGCUGGUAGUGAAGAGGAAUUUGAUAGUGAGGAAACGGAGACUUCUGAAGAGGCGGGUGAGACUGGCUCGAGUUCCGAUGAAAGAGCUGGUCUCCCUGAUUCUUUCUUUGAAAAGGGACUUGUAAGACCUUCCGUCGCUCUGGCCCAACCACCAGCUGUUCCGAGAAAACGGAAAGAGAGAGUCAUCAUGACCUAUCCUAAUCGGAUGACGGUAGACGUUCUCAGUGGAGACGAAGAGGAUGAAGAGAAUACAAUGCCUCUUGUUCGUAGGCAAAGAUCUCAAUCUUCCACUCAAGCUCAAACUCAAGUCCCUCCCAGCACUGAAUUACGCACCAAACAUCGUCACGAAGGUUCUGAAGCACAUCCACUGAAGAAACAAAAGAAAGCUGUCUCCAAACCACGCGUUCAUCUUCAUGCUCUAGAAGAGACGUCUGGUCAUAGUGUUUCUUCUGAUGAACAAGGGAGUCGAGAAGAAGGAGAGUUGCCAGCUGAUACUGUUUCUCCCGGAGGUAUGGAGACUGAGUAG
Messenger RNA from Asparagus officinalis (garden asparagus), 588 nucleotides. Its product is annotated as GA-binding protein subunit beta-2-like. The coding region runs from base 1 to 588 and encodes 195 amino acids. The record is from RefSeq and is a predicted model, not a curated record. The transcript is spliced from 2 exons. Lineage: Eukaryota; Viridiplantae; Streptophyta; Magnoliopsida; Asparagales; Asparagaceae.